UGGUUUUGGUUUUUUUUUUUUUUUCCCCCCCCGGUGGUGUUUUUUUGGCGGCGCCGGCGGAGCGGGGAGGGGUACGCUUUUCGCAGCUUCUUCGCCUUUUGCUUCCUGGGGUUCGUGUUUCCCGGGCGGGCGGAGCCGCCCCCGGCACUGAGAAGAACGGGGGCUCAGCGCACCGCGGCGGCGCCUCGGCGGGUUUUGUUUUUGCACUGAAUGUAGCCAGGACGGAUCCUUGUGGGCUUUGGCAGCCCUUGGAAACUGUCAAAGGCAGUAUUUUGCAUUUCUGCAGAGCUUUGCACAGAUCCUGUUCCCAUGCAAACUGAUGAGGGAGAAAUACUGGAGGAAGGCAGUCCCAAGGUCAGUGAGAUGGAACAUGAGGAUUUUGUAAUGGAGGGGCAUGGCAAGACUCCACCUCCUGGUGAAGAAAACAAACAAGAGAAGGAGCAAGAAAGGGAAGAACAGUUAAUGGAAGACAAGAAAAGGAAGAAAGAGGAUAAGAAAAAGAAGGACUCUGCUCAGAAGGUCACAGAUCAAAAAACCAAAGUGCCCGAAGUGACGAAACCAAGUUUAAGCCAACCAGUGGCUGCCAGCCCAAUUGGCAACUCUCCAUCGCCACCAGUCAAUGGUGGCAACAAUGCCAAAAGGGUGGCAGUGCCGAACGGACAACCGCCAAGCGCCGCCCGCUACAUGCCUCGGGAGGUGCCGCCGCGAUUCCGUUGCCAGCAGGACCACAAAGUGUUACUGAAACGUGGGCAGCCCCCUCCGCCAUCCUGCAUGCUCCUUGGGGGUGGAGCAGGGCCUCCCUCCCCAGCAGCACCAGGAGCAAACCCAAACAACGCACAACCAGUGACAGGAGCACUGCUGCAGAGCGACAGUGGGACUGCAACAGAUUCAGCAAUUGGAGGUGCUGCUGCUUCAAAUUAUGCAAAUUCCACUUGGGGUCCUGGAGCCUCCUCCAACAGCGGCACCAACGCCAACCCAACUCACAUCUGGGACAAGGUGAUUGUAGACGGGUCUGACAUGGAAGAGUGGCCUUGUAUUGCCAGCAAAGAUGCUGAGUCUUCUUCCGAAAACACCACCGAUAACAACAGUGCCUCGAACCCUGGCUUGGAGAAGAAUGCUCUGCCAGGAAGCACCACUAGUAACAAAGGAAAAGGAAGCCAGUGCCAGUCUGGAAGCGCUGGAAACGAAUGUAAUCUUGGGGCCUGGAAAUCUGAUCCCAAGGCUAAAUCUGUUCAAUCUUCCAACCCUGCUGCCGAGAGUAACAAUGGACUAGGUAAUUGGAGGAACUUGAGUGGACAAGACAGAAUCAGUCCCGGUUCUGGUUUCAGCAACUUUAACCCAAAUAGCAACCCGUCUGCUUGGCCAGCACUGGUUCAAGAGGGCAAUUCUAGGAAAGGAACUCUGGAAUCUGAUAGUGGUAGCUCCAAUGCACAGAUUAGCACAGUAGGUCAGACCUCUAGGGAACAGCAGUCAAAGAUGGAAAAUGCGGGUGUUAACUUUGUCUCUGGCAGAGAACAGGCUCAAAUUCAUAACACUGACGGACCAAAAAAUGGAAACACUAACUCCUUGAACUUAAGUUCACCAAACCCUAUGGAGAAUAAGGGAAUGCCCUUUGAAAUGGGCUUGGGGAACCCUUCCAGGAGCACUGACACCCCUUCUCAAAGCACUGGAGAAAGAAAGACUGGGAGUGUUGGAUCUUGGGGUACAGCUAGGGGGUCUUCUGGAACUGAAACAGUCUCUGGGCAGAGCAAUUCUGGAAACCAUGGGAACAAUGGAAAGGAUAGAGAGGAGUCCUGGAAAGGAGCUUCUCUUCAAAAACCUAAUGGGUCAAGAAGUGAUUCUUGGGAUAACAAUAACCGGUCUACGGGUGGUGGGUCUUGGAACUUUGGCCCUCAGCAUACAAAUGAAAGCAAAUGGGGUGAAGGGAACAAAUUAACAUCUGGGGUCUCUCAGGGAGAAUGGAAACAGCUGUCUGGGUCUGAUGAACUGAAGAUUGGAGAGUGGAGUGGUCCAAACCAACCAAAUUCUAGCACUGGAGCAUGGGACAAUCAAAAAGGCCACCCUCUUCCUGAAAACCAAGGCAAUUCCCAGGCUCCCUGUUGGGGAAGAUCUUCCAGCUCUGCAGGAAGUGAGGUUGGAGGUCAAAGCACUGGAAGCAACCACAAAGCAGGAAGUAGUGACAGUCACAAUUCUGGACGCCGAUCAUACAGGCCUACGCAUCCUGAUUGCCAGGCAGUCCUGCAGACUUUGCUGAGCAGGACUGACUUGGACCCCCGAGUGCUUUCAAACACCGGCUGGGGCCAGACUCAAAUUAAGCAAGAUACCGUGUGGGAUGUUGAAGAGAUGCCACGACCCGAGGGGAAGUCUGAUAAAGGAACUGAGGGGUGGGAGAGCUCUGCCACACAGACAAAGAACUCAGGGGGCUGGGGCGAUGUACCCAGCCAAAGCAAUCAAAACAAGUCUGGAUGGGGUGAGCUCUCAACCCCAACGGAGUGGAAGGACCCCAAAAAUACUGGAGGAUGGAAUGACUAUAAGAACUCCAAUUCUUCUAACUGGGGAGGAGGAAGGCAAGAAGAAAAAUCAUCUUCCUCUUGGAAUGACAGCUCUAGUAAGGAUCAGGGGUGGGGUGGACGGCAAAGUAAUCAAGGAUGGUCUUCUGGAAAGAACGGUUGGGGAGAGGAAGUUGACCAAACAAAAAACAGUAACUGGGAAAGUGCAGGAAACAAGCCAGUGUCUGGUUGGGGUGAAGGUGGGCAGAAUGAGAUUGGAACUUGGGGUAAUGGUGCAAAUACAAGCUCUGCUUCAAAGGGUGGAUGGGACGAUUGUAAAAGAACUUCAACAUGGAAUGAGACGGGUCGACAGCCCAACUCCUGGAACAAGCAGCAGCAGCAGCACCAGCAGCAACAGCAGGAGUCUUCUGGUUCCUGGGGUCCACCGCCCCAAACUCCAAGUAAUGGGCGGCCUCCAAACCCAAACUGGAACAACGGACCACAGCCAGCUGCCCCCAAAGAGGAGGAGCCUAGUGGCUGGGAAGAACCUUCUCCACAGUCAAUCAGUCGAAAAAUGGAUAUUGAUGACGGCACUUCAGCAUGGGGAGAUCCUAGCAGUUAUAACUACAAGAAUGUGAAUCUAUGGGACAAGAACUCUCAAGGAGGACAGGCCCCACGGGAGCAGAGCCUGCCUACUCCAAUGACUAGCAAAUCACAAGCAUCAGUCUGGAGCAAAAGCACUCCACCUGCUCCAGAUAAUGGUACGUCCGCCUGGGGUGAGCCAAAUGAAACCAGUCCCGGGUGGGGUGAAGUAGAUGAUACAGGAGCAUCGACUACAGGCUGGGGGAAUGCACCUUCCAACGCCCCGAAUGCCAUGAAAUCUAGUUCUAAAUCUAUGCAAGAUGGCUGGGGAGAGAGUGAUGGGCCAGUGACAGGAACACGGCAUUCCAGCUGGGAAGAGGAGGAGGAGGGAGGAGUCUGGAACACAGCAGGCUCUCAGGGAAGCAGUUCCUCCCACAACUCAACGAGCUGGGGACAAGGAGGAAAGAAAACACAAAUGAAGUGUGCAUUAAAAGGAGGAAAUAGUGAUUCGUGGAUGAACCCUUUAUCCAAACAGUUUUCAAAUAUGGGCUUGCUAAGUCAAACUGACGACAUUCCAGGCAGUAAGAUGGACUUGUCUGUAGGUGGUCUCCCAGAUAAGAAGUUUGAGGUAGAUAAACGAGCUGUGAAUCUCGGGGAUUUUAAUGACAUGAUGAGAAAGGAUCGAUCUGGGUUCCGUCCACCUAAUUCCAAAGACAUGGGAACCACAGACAGUGGGCCUUAUUUUGAGAAGCUGACUUUGCCUUUCUCCAAUCAAGAUGGGUGCCUUGGGGAUGAGGCUCCCUGCUCUCCCUUCUCCCCUUCUCCCAGCUACAAGCUGUCUCCCUCUGGUUCCACACUAUCCAACGUCGGCCUUGGGGCAAUCGGCUCAGGGCUCAGUCCCCAAAACUUCGCUGCUAGACAAGGUGGCAAUCAUGGUUUGUUUGGAAACAGCACAGCACAAUCGAGGGGCAUGCACACACCAGUGCAGCCACUAAAUCCUUCCCCCAAUAUCCGGGCGCAAGUGCCUCCCCAAUUCCUUUCUCCCCAGGUUUCGGCCUCCAUGCUCAAACAGUUUCCUAACAGUGGCUUGAAUCCUGGUCUUUUCAAUAUGGGCCCCCAGCUUUCUCCACAACAGAUUGCCAUGCUGAGCCAGCUUCCACAGAUUCCCCAGUUUCAAUUAGCUUGUCAGCUCCUCCUGCAGCAGCAGCAGCAGCAGCAACAGCUGUUACAGAGCCAGAGAAAGUUAUCUCAAGCUGUGCGACAACAGCAGGAGCAACAGAUUGCUCGUAUGGUGAGUGCCCUCCAACAGCAGCAGCAGAGGCAGCCUGGCAUGAAGCAUUCGCCAUCCCACCCUGUUGGGCCUAAGCCACAUUUAGACAGCAUGGUACCAAAUCCUUUGAAUGUGGGUCUCUCAGAUUUACAGACCAAAGGGCAGAUACCUGGAUACGGUUCAGGUGGCUUUGGCUCAAGUGGCAUGGAUUAUGGCAUGGUGGGAGGGAAAGAGGCUGGAACAGAAUCCCGCUUUAAGCAGUGGACUAUGAUGGAAGGGCUGCCCUCUGUGGCUUCACAAGAUGCCAAUAUGCACAAAAAUGGUGCAAUAGUGCCCCCUGGAAAGGCUCGCGGAGGAUCGCCCUACAACCAGUUUGACAUAAUCCAGGGCGACCCGCUCAGCAGCCAUACAGGCCCUGCUGGUGAUAGUUGGUUACCUGCCAAAUCUCCACCAACAAACAAAAUUGGAAGUAAAUCCAGCAAUGCCAGCUGGCCUCCAGAAAUUCUGCCAUUCAAGAGAGCAGUAUUGUUCAGCACAAAGAUAAAUGAAGUGGUGCCCAAUCAAACUGAUAUCACAGCUGGAGAGUUCCAACCAGGAGUGCCAUGGAAAGGUAUACAAAACAUUGACCCUGAGUCUGACCCCUAUGUGACCCCUGGAAGUGUGCUGGGGGGGACAGCCACAUCUCCCAUUGUAGAUACUGACCACCAACUUCUGCGGGACAACACCACAGGGUCUAAUUCUUCCCUCAACACCUCGCUGCCUUCACCUGGUGCCUGGCCCUACAGUGCCUCUGACAAUUCCUUCACCAACGUUCAUAGCACUUCAGCAAAAUUCAGUGAUUACAAAUCAACAUGGUCCCCAGAUCCCAUAGGACAUAAUCCCACUCAUCUCUCCAACAAGAUGUGGAAAAACCAUAUUUCCUCAAGGAACACUACAGGGCUGCCCCGCCCACCUCCUGGCCUGACCAACCCCAAACCAUCAUCUCCAUGGAACAGCACAGCACCCCGAUCGGUCAGGGGCUGGGGGGCACAGGACUCGAGGCUUGGCUCUGCAUCUACUUGGAGUGAUGGUGGCUCAGUUCGUCCUAGCUACUGGCUGGUUCUUCACAAUCUCACUCCACAGAUUGAUGGGUCAACCUUGAGGACGAUCUGCAUGCAGCAUGGCCCACUGCUGACAUUCCAUCUGAACCUGACCCAGGGCACCGCCCUCAUCCGAUACAACACCAAACAGGAGGCGGCCAAGGCCCAGACUGCACUGCACAUGUGUGUGUUGGGAAACACUACCAUCCUGGCUGAGUUUGCCACAGAUGAAGAGGUUAGUCGCUUUUUGGCACAAGCUCAGCCCCCUACACCUGCAGCAACCCCGAGUGCACCCGCAGCGGGCUGGCAAUCCCUGGAGACAGGACAGAACCAGACAGAUCCAGUUGGACCUGCUUUGAAUCUCUUUGGUGGGUCAACAGGGCUUGGGCAGUGGAGCAGUGGUGGCGGCGGCAGCAGUGGGGGUGAUCUCACUGGCGCUUCAUUGUGGGGGCCCCCAAACUAUUCUUCAAGCUUGUGGGGGGUCCCAAGCGUAGAGGAUCCACACCGAAUGGGCAGCCCUGCUCCCUUACUACCUGGAGACCUUCUGGGAGGAGGGUCGGAUUCAAUCUGAACUUAGAACUUUCAACUCUGACCUCGUGACCUUUUUUGGAACAGCAGCAGCACUAACUUGACCUUUUUCGUUUUUUUCAACUUGCAAUAAAUACAUUUAUAAAAGGAAAAAAGAAAACGGAGAAAGAAAAAAAGGUGGGUCAUUGACAGACUGUCUGAGCACAUAGUUGCCUCCCUUAUAUAACUUCAGUUUUUUCGUUUGGAAUAUGAAUCCAAAAAGAGAACAUAUCACUCUUGAAAUACUUGAAUCGUGAACGCCAACUUAGAAAGACAAUGUGAAGCAAGUACACAUACCAUUUAAAUUUAAACAGAAAAAAUUAAAAAAAUUAGUUUCUAGUUUUUCACUU
Molecule: messenger RNA, 6337 nt
Organism: Vidua chalybeata
Lineage: Eukaryota; Metazoa; Chordata; Aves; Passeriformes; Viduidae
Gene: TNRC6B
Product: trinucleotide repeat containing adaptor 6B
Exons: 27
Coding region: 310-5991 (1893 amino acids)
Biological process (GO): miRNA-mediated post-transcriptional gene silencing; positive regulation of nuclear-transcribed mRNA poly(A) tail shortening
Cellular component (GO): nucleoplasm; P-body
Molecular function (GO): nucleic acid binding
Source: RefSeq, a predicted model, not a curated record